Molecule: messenger RNA, 1932 nt
Organism: Fonsecaea erecta
Lineage: Eukaryota; Fungi; Ascomycota; Eurotiomycetes; Chaetothyriales; Herpotrichiellaceae
Exons: 1
Coding region: 1-1932 (643 amino acids)
Source: RefSeq, a predicted model, not a curated record
AUGAUCAGGCUCAAGAAGGGCUAUGAGCCAUCAUGCCCCCUUUGCCGAUUCCUGGAACAGAUCGCGCAGAACAGCCCGCAGUGGCCGACACCUGUCCUGACCUUUUUACUGGCAUAUCAUGUGUGUAUUGGCUGUGGUGUCUCCAUGUUUGACUGUCCGCACCCGAACGUGGUCUUUGCAGCUGUCGGGACGGAUCGAGAGUUGCCAUUAGCCAAGCUGGUAAAACGGUCCGAGAAGGUCGAAAAGCGUCAGCUCAUCUGCACUUCCACCUCUCACCUGCAAGACGCUGGACUCAUAUUACCCAUGCACCAGGACGCUGUCCAUACCCGUUUGCAAGGGCAACAAAUAGACGCCAAUUCCAUCAACUUGGGGGCGGUAAGUAGAUGGCUGGCGACCUGCAAAAGACUUCACCCCCAGUGCUCACAACCCUGCGCCAGUGCUGGAGCCUAUCCACGGUGGUUGUUCGACUGUCAUGACAGGAGACUUGUCCGCAAUUACGGGAUCGUCGACUACACGGCUCUGAGCUAUGUGUGGGGGCCAGCCUUGUCCGCUUCAUGUCCAGGGGGGAGUCACGAACCCAACGAUGACCUCGCUUCGCUACCACAGGUUGUUGAGGACGCUAUCACGAUCACCAAAGCCCUCGAAUUUCGGUAUCUCUGGGUGGACCGGCUUUGCAUUCGGCACAAUAACAACCACGAGUUCCACCGCGAACUGAAGAACAUGGCCUCACUGUACCGUGCGGCGCAGCUGACCAUCGUCGCUCUCCACGGGGAAAGUGCAGACGACGGUCUACCAGGCGUCAGCACUGUCCGUCGUGAUGUACAGCCGUGUCUUGAACUCGGGAGCUGCCGGUUGAUCUCCACCAUGGGUUCGCUGGAGUCGGCGAGGAAUCGGUCAAAAUACAUAACACGAGCAUGGACUUACCAAGAGGAAGUCUCAUCAAGGCGGCGACUGUACUUUACACACCAGCAAUUGUACUUUAAGUGCAUGACAUCGUCGACCUGCGAGACCAUUGCCGCUCAUAGCUCGCUUGAAAGGCUCUUUGUCGAGCCGAACGCCACGUACUUUGGCGGUGCUAAGCCCGAGCUGGGCGAGCUUAACACGGCCUGGGAGCAUAUCUCCCAAGUCUCGGGAAGAAGUCUCACGUAUGAGUCGGACAGGCUGAAUGCUGUUCUUGGUCUUCUCGAAGAACCCCCCCUGUUUGAAGGGGCGUCCCGCGUCCGACAAGUAUUUGGCAUGCCUAUUCCUCCGGGCAGACGAUGGCGGGACGACAUGCUUUCACCCGAGGCACUCUUUGCUCUCACACUUCUGUGGACGAGGCGUCAUACUGACAGCCGACAACCUUGCUUUCCGAGUUGGUCCUGGGUGGGCUGGAGCGGCAGCAAGGUCACCCCCCACUUCCCCGGACAACGUUCUUCGGACCUCUCCUGGUCAAACGACGUGGAGAUAUCACUGCAAUCAUGCGAGAGAGGGGAACUGGUCCGGCUGGAUGACCUUUCGAGAUUUGCCGACGCCACGAUCGACGAAAUGCCGCGGGUUCUCCGCGUCCGGAGUCGCGGCUGUCGACUUCGCAACCUGAUUUUCAAUCCGUCCUCCACCCACCGCGUCCGGGCCAACUUCGUGUGCGGAUUGACGGAACGAUCCGUGCCCAUAGACACGGAGUUGUGCUCGGACGACGCGCUCCGACGCCUGGAGAGCUGCAGCCAGGUCCUGGCGUUGGAUUUGGUGGACCGCUCGAAAGGACACGAUCUCGACCACUCCGCUCCUCUGCUGGUGGUGGCGGCGGCGGCGCCGCGGUACGGAAACAUCAAGCUCUUUGAGCGUGUGGGGACCAUACGCCUGUCGGCGCUUCUGUCACUCAUCUACCUGGACCGGCUGAGAGUGGACCACUUUUUGUCCAAAUGGGAAACGGUGACCGUGCAGAUAGGAUGA